GACCUGCCAGUGAUUGUCUAAUUUAAGACUAAUUCACUUAAGGUCAGUCGAAGAAAGACACACAGCGCAUCGUAUGAUCGCGUGCUGACGGCCUAUCAAACUGAUCGUUGCAGGACGCCCGUGUCUGGUGACGUGUCGUUAUAUCCAUACCUGUGCUCACCUGUGUGUACUCCGGGUUUGUAAACAUGGUUGGUAACAUCAGAGCGCUGUGGCGCCAAUUUCCGGUCAAACAGGUCACAGUUUUAGCGGUGCUUCUGUCGAUAGGGCCCAUUUCAGGCAGCACCAGGAACCCAUUUCUCCCGUUCCUCACACACGACUUCUUCCCGUACCUGAAGAGCAACCAGAUAGGAUACUAUGCAGGGUUCCUGACGAGUGCGACAUUCACUGGUACUUUUCUCGGGUGUUUUAUGUGGGGGAAGCUGUCGGACAUUGUUGGGAGAAGACCCAUCCUGUUGAGUUCGGCCACGGCGCUGCUGGUAGGCACGGUGCUAGUGGGCUUCAGUUUCUCCUUUCUAUGGGCCGUCGGUGUGCUGUUUUUCGAAGGACUUCUGAACGGCACGCUGGGUGUAGCCAAGACGUACCUGUACGAGAUUUGUCCUCCUAAGUUCCAUUCAUUUGCCUUUUCGUAUACCUGGCUUCCUGACAAUGUGGCCCACUUUGUGGGCCCGAUACUGGGUGGAUUUUUGGCCUGUCCAGCUACAAGAUUCCAGACGUUCGACAAACCUUUCUUCAAGCAGUUCCCGUACCUGCUGCCCUGCGCCGUAGUGGCGUGUUUGCAGCUCUGCAUUCUGAUAGGUGGCUGCAUUUUUCUGGGCGAAUCUCUGGAUAAAAAACCCAAGGUUGAUUAUAUCAGUUUGACCAAAAUAUCUACGCAAGACGCGGAUGAAGACGACAAGGAAAAACCACGCCGACAAGAGGAGUCCACGUGCAGCCUGCUGCGGGACAGACUGGUGCUGAUCCCCUGUGCGCUGUACGCUCUCUUCGCAUUGGUGACCAUCUGCGGCGUUCAGUUGUUACCCCUCCUCCUGGUGUCUGACUCCCAACAUGGCGGCUACAACUUUGACGCUGCGGAGAUUUCCAUCGUCCUGACCACUAUCGCCAUCUAUGGAACCGCCACGCAUGCAACGUUAAACCCAUACAUAGCGUCUAAGUUUACAUACAAGACGGUGUUCCUGUCUGGAGUUCUGUUUUACGCAGUGGGUAUCAGCUUGCUUCCGUCCAUGGUCAACAUCACAGGUGCAGUAAGGAGUCAACAACUUCUCCAAACAGCGAACUCUAGCGAUUUGACACUGAACUUCACGGCUGCUCCUGAGCAAUUUUCGACCUCGCCACUAGUAACAGAAAGUUACAUACAGCCAACGACAGAACUGAACGCGACAGUAGUUACCGGCCAGUGUCGGCUAGCCGGGGACAGGAGGAAGACCUCCCAGCAUCAGGCCUCAGAACUACCCGCCAGAGUCUGGGGUCCACUGCUGGCUGUUGUAUUGGUGAUGGAACAGGGAACCGCACAAACAUACCUGGCCGUCACUGUGAUGGUAGGAAACGCCGGUGUGCAAUCCAACCGGGGGACAGUUAACGGCAUCGCGCAGACCCUGGCGGCGCUGUCCCGGCUGGUGGGACCGGCGGUGAGCGCCAACCUGUUCGCCUGGACCACCGAUAACGGGUUGCCCUGGCCGCUGGAUCACCACCUGUCCUUCUAUCUGGUGGCCGUCCUGUGUAUCCUCGUGGCGGUCCUAUGUGCAAGUCUACCGGCUUCCAGCAACCUGCCCAGGGCCGACAGUCUGACAUUAUCAGAGGGAGAGGACGAGAGGGAAGAAGACCAAGAGGAAGAAGAAGAGGAGAAAUUAAGUAUGCAUUUUAGAACACGCGAUGGCAAGACUUGGAUUGAUGGCAUAGAUGAUAAUGACGACUUUGAAACUAAUUAUCUGCUUCCUCCAAAUGUUACUUAGAUCCGAUGUAAAGAUCUCGAAACGAAUCAUUUUCUAUAGACUGACCCUCAAUGAAGGACUCCGACAUCAGAAGACAGUGUAACAAACAUCAGCCCAUCACCCCACCCCACCGGCCAAGGUCAUAUUGCACACUUCUCACAGAAGGUUGAAACGAAACUUCGGUCCAUUGACAGGCAAAUAGGCAGGUGAAAUGAGUACUGUGUUGGUGGCAGUAUAGAAAUGAGUUGAAAAAACUUGAGUGUGCCAUCACCACUUCUUACGAGUACAUCUUCCUGGAAUAAUUAAAAAAAAACUUAAGAAAAAAAAACACCGUCACAUUUGAUCGACGUUGUUUUUGUUUUGCACACAGAGACCGCAUCUCAAAUGGUGAACAGUGCCAAGCAAUAACACAUCCAAAUGAAGACCUC
Molecule: messenger RNA, 2356 nt
Organism: Branchiostoma belcheri (Belcher's lancelet)
Lineage: Eukaryota; Metazoa; Chordata; Leptocardii; Amphioxiformes; Branchiostomatidae
Product: protein ZINC INDUCED FACILITATOR-LIKE 1-like
Exons: 15
Coding region: 186-1949 (587 amino acids)
Biological process (GO): transmembrane transport
Molecular function (GO): transmembrane transporter activity
Source: RefSeq, a predicted model, not a curated record